CUUUAUUGUGCCGUAAAUCCUGAUGACUACCGCAAGAUCUCUUGCUGCUCAACUGCCAAAGAGAUGUGGGAUAAACUUGAGGUGACGUACGAAGGAACGGACCAAGUACGUGAAGCCAAGAUUGACUUCCUCACCCAAGAAUAUGAGAUGUUCAGGAUGAAGGAGCACGAGAAGAUCGAUGAUAUGUUCGACCGUUUUUCCAAGAUAGUCAACGAUCUCCAUGCAUUAAAGAAAACAUACACCGACAGGGAUCUUGUGCGAAAGAUCCUACGGAGCUUGACAUCCGAAUGGCGAUCCAAGGCCGAUGCCAUCUAUGAAUCAAUCGGCACAUCAAAUGUCACCAUCGACGGUCUAAGAGUCAAGCUUGUCAUGAAGAAGUUUUGUAAACUUCUAAGGAAGAAAGAAAAGGUUGAGGAUGGCCCUGUGUGCUAUGGAUGUGGUGAAGCCGGGCACAUCAAGAAUAAAUGCCCGAAAAGCGGAAGGAAUGCUCGGCAAAAGGCAUAUAUCUCUUGGGGUGGCGACUCCGGCGACGAGUCAACCGAUCAAGACGAUGAUGAAACUGCCAACCUCUGUCUCAUGGCACACGAAGACCAAACCGACGAUGUACAAGAG
Cuscuta campestris is the source of this 612-nucleotide messenger RNA. NCBI's taxonomy places the organism in Eukaryota, Viridiplantae, Streptophyta, Magnoliopsida, Solanales, Convolvulaceae. The record is from the annotation of a GenBank genome assembly.